Messenger RNA from Gryllus bimaculatus (two-spotted cricket), 409 nucleotides. The record is from the annotation of a GenBank genome assembly. NCBI's taxonomy places the organism in Eukaryota, Metazoa, Arthropoda, Insecta, Orthoptera, Gryllidae.
AUGAAGUGGAAGAAAGAGAAGAAGGUGGAGGAGAAGAAGAUAUCUUAUCAUGAUCCGGAAAUACGUAGGAUUACCUCGUUUGAGCUGAUGUGGGAUUCAUCCAUCCAUGGUUUGAUGCAUCUCUUCUCUUCCUUGGAACAAGAUGAAUGGACUCCUUCUCUGAGAAACACGCGCUCUACACACAAUAGAACAUAAUAUAUGAACGAUUUAAUUGGUUACUGACAACAGAAACAAACGCACAUCAACCACAACUAAUAACCAAGAAAGUGAUAUACGUGUCAGUGAAUCAUUGUGUAGAAUAGUCCUUGGUGGUGUUAAUUGACAAUUUGCUAAAUCGCUCGUGGCAAUGUAGAUGCGCCGUUUUGUUGGGGAAGUGCGUUGAGAGGAGGUGGCGCCCUUCGUCAGAGUU